CAACAACCUCAAAUACCGCAACAACCUCAAAUACAGCAACAACCUCAAAUACAGCAACCAUCUCAAAUACAGCAACCAUCUCAAAUACAGCAACAACCUCAAAUACAGCAACCACCUCAAAUACAACAACCACCUCAAAUACAACAACAACCUCAAAUACAACAACCACCUCAAAAUAAUAAUCAAAUACGAGACAAAGCGAUAGGUGAAUUUAAUCGUUUAAAAGAAGCUUAUAGUGCUUUAUAUGCACAAAAUCAAAGAUUAAUACAAGAAAAUGAUCGUUGGAAAAAUGCUAUUGAUGGGUUUAAUGAUUCUGUUAAAAAAAAUAUUGAUGCAGCAAUUGGUAGAAUAAUUGAUAAAAUUGAUAACAUUAAUGUAGAAUCUGAUGGUAGUGCUAUUGAUUAUGAAGAAAUUAAAAAAAAAUCAAAGGAAGCAUGUUCCGAAGCAUUAGCCGAGAGAUUAAAGAACGAAAAUCAAACUUUACGAAAUGAAAUUAAAUCAGUACUUGAAGAUAUUAAAAAGAAUUUAAAUCCUGAUUCAUUAGCUACUGCUUUAUUUGAUAAAUUAACUAAAGGUGAAAAUGCAAUUAAAAUUAAUUAUGACACUGUAAAACAAAAAUGUAAAGAAGCAAUAGAUGAAACACAAGACUUUCUUGCAAAUAUUCCCUCAGAUGUUGAUAAUUUAUUAACCAGUAAACCUCCUUCUUAA
Molecule: messenger RNA, 708 nt
Organism: Racocetra persica
Lineage: Eukaryota; Fungi; Glomeromycota; Glomeromycetes; Diversisporales; Gigasporaceae
Source: the annotation of a GenBank genome assembly